Molecule: messenger RNA, 1272 nt
Organism: Caenorhabditis briggsae
Lineage: Eukaryota; Metazoa; Nematoda; Chromadorea; Rhabditida; Rhabditidae
Exons: 3
Molecular function (GO): nucleic acid binding; zinc ion binding
Source: RefSeq, a predicted model, not a curated record
CUGGAUCCAUCGAACAAUGAUGUCUGGUGUGAAGCGGAGCGAGGAAGAGGAAGAGACGUUCCCCGGUGUCGUAGAUUCGGCACCGAAAGAGCCGUCGUGGUGGAUGUAGAUCUUGGAAUCACAUUCAGAAAGCCGAGAGCGCCGUUGGAGACUCGACGAACCGAUUCUUUCAAGAAGUGGAUUGCACGCCACGAACUGGUUUUCACCGAAGACGGAUCCGAGCUCACCGAGCGUGAACGGACACGACUACUUCUCAGUUCGCUUGACGAACCAAGUUUCCAUCGAUUUAAAGAUUCUCAAAGAGAUGUUGAUGACAUCUAUGAGACGAAAUUCAAAGACACGAUUGAGGCUUUAUCUGUCAUAUUCGGAUCUCAUCGUAGCCUAAUUAUCAGACGACAAGAUUGUUUGCAAAUAAGCCGCAGCUCCGGAGUUUUUGAAGAUCCGUUAGAAUAUACUAAUCGGAUUGGCGAAGCAGUGCAAAAUGCUGAGCUAUCGAAAAUGACUUCUGACGACUGGGGGGUGUUUCUAUUCCUACGUGGUUUAGAUAAAACAAAUGACGGCGCAGCAAAACAGUUUUUGAUGCAAAUUUGCGAGGAAAAAGAGCGGAAAAAUGAGGAAAUUACACUAUCUCAAAUACACGACGAGUGGAUUAGAUUUAUUCAACUUAAAAAUCAAUCAAAAGUCGUCACCGCCACCAGCAAGCAUCAUAACGUCGUCGUUUCAAAAAUUUCACAAAAGUCCUACAAAGAAUCUGUGAAAAAUGAGAAAAAGAAUCAAGAGAAAAAUGAGAAAGGAAAGAUUGAUCGGAACAAGUUGUUCUGCAAAAAAUGCAACCGUCUUGGGCAUUUAACACAAAACUGCUUCGCAAAAACGAAACUGAAGCCACCAACAAGAACUCAAGUGGUUGAAGUCGAAAACUUGACUGUCGGAGCCGUGAAUGAAACAAAACGGAACCUGCGAGUACUGGUCAAUGAGAAAGAAGUGGAAUUUCAAUUGGACACAGGCAGUCAAAUAACUCUCAUCAAUAGAGAGACGUGGAUUAUGAUUGGUAAACCAAAACUGGAAGCAGUCACUAAUCGUAUAUUGUGCGCAAACGGGUCCGCUUUAAGGGAUCUAGGGCAAGCACGUGUUUCGUUCAGGCUCAAGGGUUUUGUAUACGUGGAAUACGUGCACACACAUUUCGAAGACGUCAUUGUUCUGCCCCCAGGAGAUAUCGACGUAAGAGAUCCUGUCAGAAGUUAUACUCUAACAGAAACGGCUGGAUAUGAAUAG